AAGAUAUAUCACUGGAAGUUGGAGAUAUGAAUUUUAAAAUCUCAGGAGAAGUUGGAGCUAGACAGUCAACUUGGGAGUCAUCAGCACAGUACUGAAAUGGUUAAUUUGGAUGAGGAGCAUUCAACACAUUGAUUAAAAUGACAAGACCAGUGCUCAGAAGAUGCAUAUAUUUUGGAACAAUAGCAUUAAAGCAGAAAAUCAGUCUGACUGUAGAAAGAUAAUCACCAGCAAUCUUACUCUGGCGUAGCUGUAAGGAUACUUUAAUUCACUGGACAUUGCUCACUCCGAGGCUGCUGCAGCUGAGAGGUGCUGGGACAUCUGCCGACGGCUGGCAGAAGAUCUGAGUAUUUUUAUGCAAAGGUUGAUGGCAGUCAUGUAGAAACAUGAGAAGUUAAGGAAUAUGAGAAGAGAAGAGAACAAGGGAAGAGAAAAAAAAGUCUGUGUCUUUUCACAUCCAAUUGCCUUUGAGGAGCUGGGAAGAGAGCAAUUCACACCUGAUUAUCUCACAUCAGAUAAAUUAGCCGCAACCGAAUUGCUGGGCAGUCAGGAGCUAGAGCUCCCUGCAGCCUGCCUAGCCAGCUCUGGGGCAGCUCAGAGGCCAUGAUUCCCUCCCUGCCAGUCUUGGCUCUGGGCCUGUUAAUCCUGGCUUGGGGCCAGACAUUCCAGUUCCAGGACUCUGUCUUCAUCCAGUUUCUGGGUUUGGACAAGGUGCCUUCACCCCAGAAGUUCCAACCUGUGCCUUAUAUCAUGAGGAAAAUUUUCCAGGAUCGAGAGGCAGCAGCAGCCGCUGGGGACUCCCAAGACUCAUGCUACGUAAAGGAUCUGGGUGUCCGUGGGAAUGUACUCCGACUUCUCCCAGAUCAAGGUGUCUUUCUUUACUCCAAGCAACUCUCCCAAGCCUCCUGUUGCCUGGAGAAACUCCUCUACUUUAACCUGUCGACCACUAAAGAUAAGGAGCAGUUAACAAUGGCCCAGCUGGGCCUGGACUUGGGGCCCAGCACUUACUAUAACCCGGGACCAGACCUGGAGCUGGCUCUGUCCCUGGUUCAGGAGCCUCCUGGGUGGGGCAGGUUCUUCCCUAAGCCAGGUAAAGUGUUUGUACUGCAGACGGUACCAUGGCCUCAAGGCAUCCUUCACUUCAACCUGCUGCACAUGGCUAAGGACUGGAACGACAACCCCCAGAAGAACUCGGGUUUGUUCCUGGAGAUACAGGUCAAAGGAGACAGAGACCCCGGGGUGGACUCUCAGCUCAAGGACACCUGUGCCAGACUGCGGCGCUCCCUCCGUGCUUCCCUGCUGGUGGUGACUCUCAGCCCUGAGCAGUGCGGCCGUUCCUCCCGAAAAAGGAGGGCAGCCAUCCCCGUCCCUCAGGCCCCUUGCAAGAACCUCUGCCAUCGUCAUCAGCUCUUCAUCAGCUUCCAGGACCUGGGCUGGCACAAGUGGAUCAUUGCUCCCAGGGGGUUCAUGGCAAAUUAUUGCCAUGGAGAGUGUCCUUUCUCACUGACCACCUCCCUCAACAGCUCCAAUUAUGCUUUCAUGCAAGCACUAAUGCAAGCAGUUGACCCAGAGAUCCCCCAGGCUGUCUGUAUCCCCAUCAAGCUGUCCCCCAUUUCCAUGCUCUAUCAGGACAACAAUGACAAUGUCAUUUUACGACAUUAUGAAGACAUGGUAGUUGAUGAAUGUGGGUGUGGGUAGGCUGUCAGAAAGAGAAACAGGAGUAUUCUUCAGGUAACUCUAAUAAAACUACCUAACUGGCUUAUGACCUCUUGCGCCUGAAAUAUCAAUAUACUUUUGUUUAUGUCUUCCUGCAACAUCCCUCAUGAUUAAUGAUGUCCCUAAUUUUACACCUCUCCCCAGCCCCUACACAUACAACC
Manis pentadactyla (Chinese pangolin) is the source of this 1874-nucleotide messenger RNA. It is a transcript of the gene GDF3, whose product is annotated as growth differentiation factor 3. NCBI's taxonomy places the organism in Eukaryota, Metazoa, Chordata, Mammalia, Pholidota, Manidae. Gene Ontology annotation, biological process: SMAD protein signal transduction; BMP signaling pathway. The coding region runs from base 601 to 1695 and encodes 364 amino acids. Gene Ontology annotation, cellular component: extracellular region. Gene Ontology annotation, molecular function: growth factor activity; cytokine activity. The record is from RefSeq and is a predicted model, not a curated record. The transcript has 5 exons.